This is a messenger RNA of Paraphaeosphaeria sporulosa, 1227 nucleotides long. RefSeq lists its product as uncharacterized. The coding region runs from base 1 to 1227 and encodes 408 amino acids. The record is from RefSeq and is a predicted model, not a curated record. Gene Ontology annotation, cellular component: ubiquitin ligase complex; cytoplasm. The transcript is spliced from 3 exons. Lineage: Eukaryota; Fungi; Ascomycota; Dothideomycetes; Pleosporales; Didymosphaeriaceae. Gene Ontology annotation, molecular function: zinc ion binding; ubiquitin conjugating enzyme binding; ubiquitin protein ligase activity. Gene Ontology annotation, biological process: protein polyubiquitination; ubiquitin-dependent protein catabolic process; positive regulation of proteasomal ubiquitin-dependent protein catabolic process.
AUGGCUCGCAAGACGGCUACCUCGCGCAAAGCAGCCACCGCGGCCACAGGCAGCGGCAGCUCCCGCCGACCUAUCUCAACUCGUCACCGCAAUAGUCUUGCGCCCGCGGUGCCUGCGAACCCUGGCCCUCCGGCAAAUCGUGCCGGAUUGCGCUCUAGGAAGAAACUUGGGACCAUUGCCGUGGGCCAGCCGGUGACAAAGGGAAAUCGGGUUGAGAAGGAAGCCAAAACGAAGGAGCCCAAGCCGCAGCCCGUCAAGAAAGAGUGCAUCAUCUGCAUCACCACGCGGCAGGUCAGUAACUGCGCCGGUCGCGGCUUCAAGGCGAUCGAGGGCGCGUGCGACCAUUUCCAGAACACCUGCAAUGUCUGCAUCGGCAAGAUGAUUAAGGAGAAGAUCGUAAAGCGCGACCUUGACGAAGCCGUCCUGGUCUGCGCUUUCCCGGAUUGCGAGCAUGUGCUGGACUACAACGCCAUCAUGACAAUGAUAUUCAAAGCUAUGCGUGAGAGCUGGGAUAAUGCGCUACUCAAGCACCACUUCAGCACCAGCGACAACUACGUUGCCUGCCUGUACGCCAAGUGCGGCCAAUACUUCUCGAUCGAUGACUGCGACAAUAAGUCGAGCAUUGUCAAGAGCAAACGCGGACGCGGCCGUACUGUCACCUGCCCGUAUUGUGAAGAAGACAUGUGCUUGGAUUGCAUGCGCCCGUCGCACGGCACGAACAGCUGCGACGAGGCCAAGCUUGCCGAAGAGAAUCAGUCAUUGGAGCUCAUCAAGGGCAUCUCCAAGCCCUGCCCGAAGUGCGGUGCAAAUAUUCAGAAGAACGGUGGCUGCAACCACAUGAAGUGCCGCCACUGCAAACACGACUUCUGCUUCUCAUGCUUAGUAGGGUUUGUUCCGAAUAUGCAGCACGCGGAAGGCUGCUCGGAACGCCAUCCAAAUAUCAUGCAAGACCCUCGCAACUGGCUUCCCGACAACGUCGACCCUGGCAACUGGAUGGAUGCCAUGAUGGGAGGUCCACCAGCACUACAAGAACCGGAGGUACAGAACCUUCCGCCGGCCAUCCGUCACCACAUCAAUCCUCCACCUAACCAGGUCGGUGCACCCCAGCAACCUGUGCCUAACGGCCCAUUCGGUUUCGGACUCUUGCAGAUGAUGCGCCACUUCGCUCAUAACAACCCCCAAGUCAACGGCAACGCUAAUCGCGGUCAGGAUCAGGAUGGAAACUAA